This is a messenger RNA of Lodderomyces orthopsilosis Co 90-125, 1566 nucleotides long. Its product is annotated as putative serine--tRNA ligase. NCBI's taxonomy places the organism in Eukaryota, Fungi, Ascomycota, Pichiomycetes, Serinales, Debaryomycetaceae. The coding region runs from base 1 to 1566 and encodes 521 amino acids. Gene Ontology annotation, cellular component: mitochondrion. Gene Ontology annotation, biological process: mitochondrial seryl-tRNA aminoacylation. The transcript has a single exon. The record is from RefSeq and is a predicted model, not a curated record. Gene Ontology annotation, molecular function: serine-tRNA ligase activity; tRNA binding; ATP binding.
AUGAUUAUUUAUGGCUUUUGUAAUAAAGAGUAUACAAAGAAGGUUUUUGGUUUACUGCUUCUCACUUUUGGCCGAAUCUUGUUAGUAGCGACGACAUGCAGUGUCAAACAUUUUUUCGAAACCUGUCGCGCAAAAAACUUUGCAAUUGAGAAGUUGAUAGAUAUAGCUUCUCACCUAAUGCUUCCCUCAGUAGGAUCACGCAAAUCGUUACUCAGGUUUGCUAGUACCGCAGCCAAGAAUACAUCAAUACUUCUCCGAGCUCAAUUGGAUUUAAACGAUGUCGUAUUGCGAUCUCCAGAGUACAAGGAAUCCAUCACUAGGCGCCAACUACUGAAGAAUUUGAUAGAAGAUGUGGAUUUCAUUGUCAAGAAUCGACCUAUUCAAUCGCAGACUUACACCAAAAUCAAUGCUUUGAAAAGAGAAAGAACAGAACUAGCAGAGAAGAUCCAAAAAAAGGAGCCCAAUCUUGACGAAGUUAAAGCCAGAUUAAGCGAAAUUAAAAGUGAAAUCAAGCCAUUGGAAAAAUAUGUCAAAGAACUACAAGAGGAAAUAUACAGCAAGGCAGAGGCUUUACCCAAUUUACUUGACCCUGCAGUUCCUGCAAGUGAAAUUAAGGAAGAGUUGGUGCAAUAUAUCAACACCUCUGCAGAAGAGGUUGGCAAGUACGUUGGCCCUGAUACAUCCAAAGAUCACAAGAUUAUUGGUGAGAGAUUUGGUUUAUUUGAUUUUGAGACAGCAUCAAGGAUAUCAGGACCCUCGUGGUACUAUUUAUUGGGCGAUGGUGCUUUACUUGAACAAGCUUUGGUGCAGUAUGCGUUAUCAAAAGCACGUCGACAUGGCUACAAAAUGGUUAUUCCUCCUUCAAUUGUAAGGUCCGAAGUAGUACAUGCUUGUGGCUUCAAGCCAAACGAUCAGAAUAACGAAAAGCAAAUCUACCAAAUUGAGGAUGAGCCAAGGUCGUUGACAGGAACCGCCGAGAUUCCUUUGGGGGCACUUCAUUCUUCUACUAUUUUCCCAUCAAACACAAAAUUUCCAAUUAAGUAUUCAGGAGUAUCGAGGUCGUAUAGAGCAGAAGCUGGGGCUAGCGGGAAAGAUACAAAAGGGUUGUAUAGAGUUCACGAGUUCACUAAGGUUGAGCUCUUUCACUUUACAACGUUAGAGAGAGCUAGAGACGAGCUUGAAAGUGUCAAGAACUUUCAACUUGAAAUCAUUGAGGAGUUGGAUUUAAAAGCUCGCUUGUUAAAUAUGCCAACAUCAGACUUGGGGGCCCCAGCUAUGAAAAAGUAUGACAUUGAAGCUUGGAUGCCUGGAAGAGGUUCAUGGGGAGAAUUGACGAGUUGUUCCAAUUGUGGAGACUACCAAUCGAGAAGACUCGGUAUCCGCUUCAACGGAAAGGGUGACAAAGUCGCCCACGUGGCCACGUUGAAUGGAACCUGUAUGGCUGUACCAAGAGUCAUUGUUGCAAUUAUUGAACAAAAUUAUGAUCAAGAGAAUGACGUGAUACGAAUUCCGAAAGUGUUGGUGCCAUUCAUGGAUGGAAGAAACGUUAUAAGUAAAAUUGAAUAG